GCUACAUCGGAGUUAUCAACUCAUUUAUAAACAUCUCUCCGAAUAGGGGCCUCUACGUUCAAAGAGGCACUUCGGCUUUCCUCCACAGAAUUCCUUCAACUGAAGAACGGAUUAAAAAAAAAGGCGUUCUUUUUCUUUUACUGAAGCAACAAAUCUGUGGCAUUCGUUGCAAUUUUCUUGCCUUAGGGUUAACUUUUGUUUUCAAAACGUGCCUUGUACGCAAACAAGCAAAAACUCGUAAAUGCUCUUCAUUGGAUAAGGCGAAGCAAAAGUUGUCUGGAUUUGCCAUCUGGUAGGACGUAUCUUAUCACACAAUGUCGCUUUACGUGAUAAUUUUAGUGGUUAUAGCAAAAAUACAUACAUGCUUGGCUCAAGAAAAUUCAACUUCUCUUGUCAGCAAUGAAUCCAGCAUCGUUUCACCAACAGCUGCUUCCAAUUCAUCUGAUCGUAGGGAUCCAGAGCUGGUCACGGAAGCUGCAAAUACUAUGUUUGAAGAGUACUGGCAGAUUUAUUUGAUGAACAGCCCUGAAACUGCAACCGUACUUGGAGAUCACAGAUACGAUAACAAGCUCAGCAGCUACAGCUUGAAAUCGUAUGAAAAGGAUAAGGUCAUGGUAACUGAGUUCUUACAGAGAGCCAAUGAGUUGUUGCCACAUGCACCAGAAGGAGGCGAAACUCGGAUGAAUUUAAAACUCUUCGUGAUGAUUCUUCAAUAUAAGUUGGAUCAACUAAUGGCAGGAAGCUACUUAUUCCCUAUAUCAAAAAUAGACACUCCUGAAAUGACCCUGCGUUAUCUUCUGAAGUAUAUAAAACUUAAUACCACUGAGCAGUACUGGAAUUUGAUUGCUAGAUACAGAGCUGUACCUAAGCAAAUUGAUGAAAUCAUUGAACUGAUGAGAGAAGGAAUUAGGACUAAUUACACACUCAAUGAAAAUUCGGUGUUUUCCGAUGCUGCUAAAUGGAAACUGAGUGCACACGAUUCUCCAUUUUACAAGCAUUUCGCUAAUAUUUCCAGUUUCGUUCCUGAAGAUGAAAUAGAAGCAAUACAAGAAAAUGCUAGCGAUGCAAUCAUGAAUUCUCUAGUUCCUGCUUUCCAAAAGCUGGCAGACUUCAUGGAAAAUGAAUACCGUCCUCACCUUCGAGCUGAUAUAGGUGUAGGUAGUUUGCCCAAUGGUGAAUACUUCUACAAAAAUAAGCUCGCCUAUCACCUCACGGAUGCUACUGUCAAUGCUGAGAAAAUCCACCGGAUGGGGCUGUCAGAAGUAGCAAGAAUAUCACACGAGAUGGAAGAA
Molecule: messenger RNA, 1292 nt
Organism: Stegodyphus dumicola
Lineage: Eukaryota; Metazoa; Arthropoda; Arachnida; Araneae; Eresidae
Source: RefSeq, a predicted model, not a curated record